AUGGAACUCAUGCCUCCAAUCAAUCUGAAAGUCGCAAACAGGGACCGUCAACAGGUAAACGCACUUAUUUCUGACUCUCUUCAGUCCUCGUCUGCAACGAUCCCCGGCUCCCUGCGAAAGAAGCUCCAGCAAUGGACAAGCUACGGCGCCGCCUUCACGCAGAAGAUAGAAGUCAGCUGCGCCACGAAAUCGAAGCCCCUCGACUGCAUCAACAACAAAAACAGCGAAAAACUACUCGGACUACUCAAGGAGGAGAUAUCAAAGGCUAAUUACGGGCUCGCUCACGUUGCUGACGAGUAUAAGGCGAAGGAAAUGCUACAGGGGCUUUAUGAUGUACUCAGCUGGUUCUGCAUGAACGAGCCAUCUGCUCGUUUCUGUCGAACCCUGGUUCUCUCCGGUUUCACGCUGACAGAAGUGAACACCGAGGCCUUUUCGCCAGAAGAAUUGAUCGUGGAAGCGAACACGCGCUACGAGGCGUUCCUCCGAUUGAUGUGCGACUUCAAAAUGCUUGGCUCCUUCAGACCGCAGUCCAGCUUUGGAGAAAGCUUCGAGACCGACCAGUGCUCGGCGACAUUCCUGUUGAUGCAGGUUCACACGCAGUCCCUGGAUUCGGUGGAAAUCAUCCCCGUCCAGAGCAGCCACGCUUGCCAUGCCGAAAAGGGAUGUUGGAAGCAAAUGAGCCUGCGUGCGGCGAUUAUUGACUUGUUUGGGGAGUACACGCAAAGCUCGAAGAAGAAGUUCAUCAACAUGUGGCGAGACGCAAUGAGCCCACUCUUGACUCCUCCGGAAGACUCCAUUCUAAUCGAGAGCAGUUGCAUCAGACCCACUCUCAGCAAAUUCAUCCAGACCAGAGAUGAUAUGUCGAAUCAGUUUGACAAAGCUCCCGCUCCGCAGAAGAAAGCUGGAGACCAGACCAAUUGA
Molecule: messenger RNA, 921 nt
Organism: Oikopleura dioica
Lineage: Eukaryota; Metazoa; Chordata; Appendicularia; Copelata; Oikopleuridae
Source: the annotation of a GenBank genome assembly